AUGGGUGGUGUAGCACAUCUGGAGUGCUUCGACUGCCCACUUGCUUGGGUGAACGUGAUGCUCUUUGACUACCAAGACCAGCUGAAAACCGGAGAAUGUGUCCUACCCAUGUGGUCGGCCUUUCCAGAUGAGAAAGGGGAAUUGUUAAACCCGACGGGCACCAUCCAGACCAACCCCAACACAGAGAGCGCGGCCACGCUUUACAUCCGCUUUCCCGGCAUUUCGUUGUACCCGAUCUACUACCCUUCCAUGAGACAGAUCUUAGAAAAAGGGCAGAAUGGCCAUGCUGUCUGCGGUACGGGGGAGGAUCCAGACGAGAAACAGCAGCUGAAGGAGAUACUGGAGCGAAGAUCCUGUAUCGAACUAUAUGAGCACGAGAAAGAUUUGGUGUGGAAAAUGAGAUACCAGAUUCGGGAUCAGUAUCCAGGAGCAUUGGCUAAACUGCUUAUGGUAACCAAGUGGAAUAAACACGAGGAUGUGGCUCAGAUGAUAUUUUUGCUGCAAUCUUGGCCCGAGCUUCCCGUUCUCAAUGCCUUGGAGCUUUUAGAUUUCAAUUUCCCCGAUCCUAACGUGAGCUGCUUCACCGUCAAUUCCCUGAAAAAGCUGACGGAUGCCGAAUUGUUCCAGUAUCUCCUACAGCUGGUUCAAGUUUUGAAAUACCAGUCAUACUUAGACUGUGAAUUAACCAGGUUCCUUCUGGGCAGGGCCUUAUCCAACCGGAAGAUCGGCCAUUUCCUUUUCUGGCAUCUCAGAUCGGAAAUGCACUUCCCUUCGCUUGCCUUAAGGUUUGGCCUGAUUCUAGAGGCCUAUUGCCGGGGAAACGCUCACCAUAUCAAAGCUCUGAUGAAGCAGGUAAGGAGGCUCCCUUGGGAAGUGAGAUUGGUUGCAUAUCUCCGCCAGGAUAUGUUGACACUCCAAAUGAUCCAACUCAUGGAUAUCUUAUGGAAACAAGAAGGUCUCGACUUGAGGAUGACCCCUUACGGCUGCCUUUCCACAGGAGACAAAAUGGGGCUGAUCGAAGUGGUGAUGAAUUCGGACACCAUCGCCAACAUUCAACUCAACAAGAGCAACAUGGCGGCCACUGCCGCUUUCAACAAGGAUGCCCUCUUGAAUUGGCUGAAAUCCAAAAAUCCCGGUGAUGCUCUGGAGCAGGCCAUUGAGGAAUUCACGCUUUCAUGUGCCGGAUAUUGCGUGGCUACCUAUGUGCUGGGGAUUGGCGACCGUCACAGCGACAACAUCAUGGUGCGAGAGAAUGGCCAGGAAAGGAUACUAUUCAGAGAUUACUGUGAAAGGGCAUACAUGAUCCUUCGAGGCCAUGGCCUUCUCUUCUUGCAUCUUUUCUCCCUGAUGAAAGCUGCUGGCUUGCCGGAGUUGAGCUGCUCCAAAGACAUCCAGUAUCUCAAGGACUCAUUGGCGUUGGGGAAGACGGAUGAAGAGGCCCGGAAGCAAUUCCAACUGAAGUUCAACGAGGCUCUUCGGGAGAGUUGGAAAACCAAAGUCAACUGGCUGGCCCAUAACGUCUCCAAGGAUAACCGCCAGUAGGGGAGGCCCUCUCCUGGAGUCUUUCCUUCCUGGCUCUCCGGGUGGAGCAGGCCGGCCCUUCCACACCUUGCGUGAAACAGGUUGACAGGACCGUUUUUAGGCGGCCCAGAUGUUGGUGGCAAGACGAUGUCCUUAUUCCAGAGGUCCUGCUUGGAAGCUCCUGGAGAUAACUCCUCAGCCGAAUGGUGAUGGUGCGAGAGAAUGAGGAGGAACCGUGGCACAAUUUUGGCAACCGCGCUGUUUGAUGAUCUGCGUAUAGCUGCAACUGUGUGUGUGUGUGUGUGCACGUGUGUGAGAUUCGUAUUUUAUACUGCUCAAUGGUACUCGACUCGCUCACUGGUUGAGCUGAGGUGGUUGUGAGGUUUCAAAGAUGCAUCCAGAAGAGCUGGCCUCUUUAGAAAGAGAUGGACUUUUCUCACAAAACUUGUUGGUUUUUGCACAAAAUGUUGGAAACCCCUCCAUCCCCCAAAUUCCCAGUCUUGCGAGGCCAGGAAUUGUCUUUUGAAAGAAGAGCCCUUAGUGAGAAGUACGGUGAGAAGUUUUGGCAAGGAGGUGGAUGGUUUGAUGACGUCAUGCAUCCUGGUUUGUCCGAUGCAGAAAUGUUCUUGCAAACUUUUCAGUUACUUCUUAAUUGCAUUCUUUCUUUAAAAAAACAACAACUGGUCACUUCCCGAUAACCCUUUUCCUUUUUAAAAUCCAGCUUUUCAAUAAAUGCAAGUUCGUUUCA
Molecule: messenger RNA, 2269 nt
Organism: Thamnophis sirtalis
Lineage: Eukaryota; Metazoa; Chordata; Lepidosauria; Squamata; Natricidae
Source: RefSeq, a predicted model, not a curated record